Messenger RNA from Oncorhynchus mykiss (rainbow trout), 2570 nucleotides. RefSeq names its product E-selectin. Gene Ontology annotation, cellular component: membrane. Gene Ontology annotation, biological process: cell adhesion. The record is from RefSeq and is a predicted model, not a curated record. NCBI's taxonomy places the organism in Eukaryota, Metazoa, Chordata, Actinopteri, Salmoniformes, Salmonidae.
AUUAAUAAAGAAAACACAGAAUACUAAGACCAGGGCGUGACAACAACACCUAAUUCAAUGAAAUUAACUUGAAAUAGAGGUUGACUUGACAUAGUACAUUUCUCAACUGUUAGCUUAAAAAAUGAUGACUAAUUAAUAGAUUAUGCACCCCACUAUUCAUGACAACAAAUGCUUGAUGUGGUGUUAGCCAGACAUUUCAAAGGAGUGAAAUAAAUUUUCAUUUCAACACCAGCUCAGUAUCUAUGGGCAGAGGCUGUUGUUGAUGUGAGCUUCCUGCUACCUCAUGUUUUGUUUCCUGUUGCAGCCUGGGCUUUGGGCUCUGGCACCUGCUCAGAAAAACCAUUCUCUGUCUGACCGACACAUUAGGAUAGAGUCCAGAUAUCUAAAAGAGGGAGGGAGAAAGAGGGAGAAAGUUUCCAAGUUGAAAUUCUAGAGUAGCUGAUUCACGCCCAGGCAGUGUCAUAACGAUGAAUUCCGGUCUUUGGCCAUUGUUGAAGUGUUGGUUGGUGUAUAUAUAUGUAUGCACAGAGUACCAGAGAGCAGUAUCAUUUCAUCCACUGGAUCAGACUAGAAACAUAUCCUUUGGAGAUUUACCUGCAAAAGAGCAUCACAUUUUAAUCUUACAAUGGACUUCUGCUCUGCAUCACAGCAAGCCAGAAGCCCCAGCUCAUGGAUCACCCUCUUCCUCCUGUACACAGUUGUCACCAUGUGCACUAGAGUAGAGGGCUGGUCCUACCAUCACUCCAACAAAACUAUGAACUGGGACACUGCUAGAAAGUGGUGCACGGAGCACUACACUGACAUGGUGGCAAUCCAGAACCGUGGAGAGAUCUCCCACCUUAACAGCAUCCUGCCCAGGCAGACCAACUAUUACUGGAUAGGGAUCCGUAAGGUGGACGACGUGUGGACCUGGGUGGGGACCAAUAAGAUCCUGACUAAAGAGGCAGAGAACUGGGCAGACGGGGAACCCAACAACGGGGGGAACAACGAGGACUGUGUGGAGAUGUACAUCAAGAGACAGGUGGACACAGGGAAGUGGAACGACGAGUCUUGUAUGAAGAAGAAGACGGCUCUGUGCUUCACAGCCUCGUGUCAGAGCGACUCAUGUUACCAUGGAGAGUGUGUGGAGACCAUCAACAGCCACCACUGUAAAUGCUCUGAGGGCUUCUACGGAGAGCAGUGUGAACACGUUGUUGAAUGUAAGAUGGAGGAGGUCACUGUCCCUGCUAAAGCCAGUGUCAGUUGCUCUCACCCCAAUGGGAAUUUCUCCUUUGACUCGACGUGUCAGUAUUCCUGUGAAGAGGGGUACCGGCUGAGCAGCUCCGGGCCUAUGAGAUGCACAGGCUCAGAAUCAUGGUCAGAACAGCCUCCCACCUGUGAAUUGGUCUUAUGCAGUGAGCUGUAUGAACCUGGGAAGGGUUCCAUGGCCUGCUCCCAUCCCCUGGGCUCCUUCAGCUACCUGUCCACCUGUACCUUUACCUGUGAGGAGGGCUAUGAGAGGCUGGCCUCCAGCUCUACUACCCUGCAGUGUGGAGCCUCGGGACAGUGGAACGACUCACAGCCGCAGUGUAUUGCUGUAAGCUGCCCUACCCUCCAGCAGCCACAGGAUGGCGCUAUCAGCUGUGGAGAAGACUUCACCUUCGGAAGCAGCUGUAACUUUAGCUGCUCUGAGGGUUAUAUCCUCAAGGGGGCGAUCACAGUGACCUGCACAUCAGCUGCUGAGUGGAGUGAGGAGAUACCACACUGUGAAGUGGUCUUAUGCAGUGAGCUGUAUGAACCUGGGAAGGGUUCCAUGGCCUGCUCCCAUCCCCUGGGCUCCUUCAGCUACCUGUCCACCUGUACCUUUACCUGUGAGGAGGGCUAUGAGAGGCUGGCCUACAGCUCUGCUACCCUGCAGUGUGGAGCCUCGGGACAGUGGAACGACUCACAGCCACAGUGUGUUGCUGUAAGCUGCCCCACCCUCCAGCAGCCACUGGAUGGCGCUAUCAGCUGUGGAGAAGACUUCACCUUUGGAAGCAGCUGUAACUUUAGCUGCUCUGAGGGUUAUCUCCUCAAGGGGGCGAUCACAGUGACCUGCACAUCAGCUGCUGAGUGGAGUGAGGAGAUACCACACUGUGAAGCUGUCCAGUGCCCCUCUCCUGUGGUUCCUCUGGGGGGUCAAGUCAGCUGUGAGGCCCCCUCACAUCCCUGGGGCUCUGUCUGCAACUUCAGCUGUGAUGAGGGCUACGAUCACCAGGGGGCCCCAAACAUGCAGUGUUCACGGUCAGGGGAGUGGAGCGCUGAAACACCUACCUGCACAGCCACACCUGAGCCUCCAUUGAACUGCACUAUCCUAUGCCUGGCAGCAUGGGGCGCUGUGUCAUUAUUUGUCCUGUUUCUGGCCGCGUGGCUCUGCAAACGAAACAGACAGAAAGCUAACAAGUUUGAUCUGAACAGCACCUCAGACAUUGAGCAUCCUUUACAGACCUACAGGAACAGCAUCGAAAGCCUGAUAUAGAGACCAACAACAAUAACAGCAGGAACAACAGCAGGAACAACAGCAGGAACAACGGCAGGAACAACAGUCGGAA